UCACGUGUUUACUUGUGGCCACCACGAUCAUGGCACCAGGCAGGCCAGUCAGCACGAUUAGCGUCACUGUACCUCGACACAACGUACCACGGAUAGGCAAGAAACUCGCUGCAGAAAUACAAUCCCAGGCUCGUACCCAGGGCAUCAAAACAGACACCUACCAAGUACACCCAGACCGUGACUCGGGAAAUGCUCUCAACCAAGCCAUCGAAAACGCUUCAGAAUGGAAUUCUCUUCUCAUCAUUGCUCGUGCAGAACGAGGCCCUCAGUGGGACAUUGGUACCCAGCAGUUCCAUGUAGACCAGUAUUCUGACCUGUACUACGACAACACCGUUCUUCGCGAAAUUACAAAGAAACCUGAAGACGAAACCCCACAAGAAAGCACUCCCACCUCGCAGCCCCAUCGUUUCCCAGACCAACUUUCUCAUCAUCCCCACACGCCCCAUCGCGAGCCCUCCCAUAGAGACUUUCCCAUGCCCAAUAUGCACCAUUCCGCUACUCGCGACGCUUCACCACAUCCAAUGCGCCACCAACCCGCCCAAGUCAACUAUCCUUACCCCGCAUCCCCCAGCGUACGAGGCCCAGCACCAAAUUCUUUCACUGGAGGCCCAGGAGGUGCACCAUUCAACGCUAGCCCUCAGAACUUUUUCAAUGGUGCUGGGUCCGGCGGGCCUGGGAGAGGGCUUCCUCAUGAUGGAGGCCCGAUCAGGAUGGGUGGUAUGGGCAUGGAAUUCGGCCAUCCAAAUCAAAUGAGUGGCAUAGGUGGAGGAAUGGGUGGUGGUAUUGGUGGCGGCAUGGGCGGGGGUAUAGGUGGGGGAAUGACUGGAGGCAUGGGCGGGGGUAUGGGAGGAGGUAUGACUGGUAUGGGAGGAAUGGGCGGCGGUAUUGGUGGUGGAGGAAUGGGAGGUGGAGGUAUAGGUGCCGGACUUGGGGGCGGCAUGGGCGGAAUGGGUGGUGGCAUGAGUGGCGGCAUGGGAACCGGCAUGGGCGGCAUUGGCGCCGCCGGGAUGGGCGGUGGAGGCAUGGGUGGGACAGGUAUCGGCGGCGGUGGAAUGGGAGGUGGCGGCAUGGGCAGCAUGGGCAAUAUCGGCAUGGGUGGAAUGGGCGGUGGCAAUAUGGGAGGAAACAUGGGCGGCAUGGGCGGCGGCAUGGGAGGAGGAAUGGGCGGCAUGGGGAGUGGUGGACUCCCGAGUCGAAUACCAGGUGGUAUGAUGGGUAUCAAUCCAGACAUUAGACGAAUGACGAGAGGGAUGGGCGACGAAGGAUUUUUACAUUGA
This is a messenger RNA of Desarmillaria tabescens, 1277 nucleotides long. RefSeq lists its product as uncharacterized. The transcript has 3 exons. The coding region runs from base 30 to 1277 and encodes 415 amino acids. NCBI's taxonomy places the organism in Eukaryota, Fungi, Basidiomycota, Agaricomycetes, Agaricales, Physalacriaceae. The record is from RefSeq and is a predicted model, not a curated record.